Messenger RNA from Medicago truncatula (barrel medic), 1216 nucleotides. Its product is annotated as vesicle transport v-SNARE 11. Gene Ontology annotation, cellular component: endoplasmic reticulum membrane; Golgi apparatus; late endosome membrane. Gene Ontology annotation, molecular function: SNARE binding; SNAP receptor activity. The record is from RefSeq and is a predicted model, not a curated record. Lineage: Eukaryota; Viridiplantae; Streptophyta; Magnoliopsida; Fabales; Fabaceae. The transcript has 6 exons. The coding region runs from base 194 to 859 and encodes 221 amino acids. Gene Ontology annotation, biological process: intracellular protein transport; vesicle fusion; vesicle-mediated transport.
UUCGUCGUUCACUGAUUCAAUUCAACUCACGUUGUCGUUUUGAUAACUCAUACAAACAAAACGCACCAACACCAAAUUUCUCCUUUCGGAACUUCCGCAACCAUUCUCCGGUCAAAUUCCCGCCGUUUCUUCAACCUCCGCCAUCACCUCCGAUUCUCCGACCACCGCACAAGGAGUAGAAAAAUUGUGAAGAAUGAGUAACGUGUUUGAGGGAUACGAACGUCAGUACUGUGAGCUUUCUGCUAAUUUGUCAAAAAAAUGUACUGCAGCUACAGCUCUUAAUGGAGAGCAAAAGAAGCAAAAAGUUUCGGAAGUAAAGUCUGGAAUUGAUGAAGCAGAGGCUUUGAUUCGAAAAAUGGACCUUGAGGCAAGAAGUAUGCAGCCAAAUAUCAAGGGUGUACUUCUUGCUAAGUUGCGGGAGUAUAAAUCAGAUCUAAACAACCUUAAAAGUGAAGUUAAGAAAAUUGUAUCUGGAAACUUGAAUCCUUCUGCACGGGAUGAGUUGUUGGAAUCAGGCAUGGCAGAUACUAUGACGGCAUCAGCUGAUCAGAGAACAAGAUUAAUGACAUCAACUGAGAGGUUGAACAAGACUGGUGAACGAGUUAAAGAUAGCAGGAGAACAAUGUUGGAAACCGAAGAGCUAGGUGUUUCUAUUCUCCAAGAUUUGCAUUCACAGCGACAAUCUCUAUUGCAUGCUCAUAACACGCUUCAUGGCGUGGAUGAUAACAUAGGCAAGAGCAAGAAAAUUAUGACAAACAUGUCUAGAAGGAUGAACAAGAACAAGUGGAUCAUUGGCUGCAUUGUGCUCGUCCUGGUUGUUGCUAUCAUUGCAAUCCUAUACUUCAAACUUGUUAAAUAGUCAAAAGGCCUACUUGUCCUCGUAUUGGUUCAUAAAUAUCAUAAGAUACAAUGAUUUUUUUGGGUUUUCUUUUUCUUAUUCUGAUUUGCGAGUGAGCAGAAAAAGAUGUUGCAUUGUGCAGUGCUGCAAGUUAACUUGACAAUGUUGGCUUCUUUGAAGGGACACCAAUGGCAUGUGUCUUAUGUCGGGUUUGCAAUGUAUGAAAUUUGUAUUCUUUUUGACCGGCUGUUGCAAGAUUCUAGUUAAACACCCAGAUUCUUUGUGGUUAUGUUGUUUGAGUUCAAACGAUAUUUGUAUGUUCCUCUAUAUGAGUAAUUAAUGUUGUUAUUGAAUGUAACUAACCUGCAUUCUUCUAUU